AUGUCCACACCCCGCGUUCUCCCUACGCACCUGCACGCCUUCGCCCCAGGGAAACCCCACGGUACAGUGCGCAUGCUCGGCGUUAUAACCACCGUCAGCGGUGAACAAGCGACACUGACCUGCGGCGAUGAUGCAGUCACAGUUCUGCUCAACAGAGAUUCGCACCUCUCGGUCAACUCGCUGUAUGAAAUCGUGGGCAAAGUCGUUAACCUUGAUGGUGGAGAGGGAUUGGGCUUGAGAGUACUGAGCAGUACGGAGUGGCCACGCAACGAGAGGAAUGAGUUACCCGAUAUCAAGCUGUUUGAGGCCGUCGUGGACGCUACACACCGGUACAAUAAUAUUUUCUACGAGGGCGACGGUGGUGACAGUGGUGGCCAUGGAGGGUAUUAA
Exophiala bonariae is the source of this 390-nucleotide messenger RNA. RefSeq lists its product as uncharacterized. Gene Ontology annotation, biological process: DNA replication; DNA repair; DNA recombination. Gene Ontology annotation, molecular function: DNA binding. The transcript has 2 exons. Lineage: Eukaryota; Fungi; Ascomycota; Eurotiomycetes; Chaetothyriales; Herpotrichiellaceae. Bases 1 to 390 code for a protein of 129 amino acids. The record is from RefSeq and is a predicted model, not a curated record. Gene Ontology annotation, cellular component: nucleus.